Messenger RNA from Plectropomus leopardus (leopard coralgrouper), 1061 nucleotides. Lineage: Eukaryota; Metazoa; Chordata; Actinopteri; Perciformes; Serranidae. The record is from RefSeq and is a predicted model, not a curated record.
UUGUAAACAUCAUUAAAAAAGAGGUAUUUUUUCCACUUUUUAAUCACAGGAUGGGUUGUCAAAUAGUGCACAACUCACCACAUUUCAGAUCAGAUUGUGCGGUGCUUUGCUUGCCUUUGGGACGUUUUAGAGGUGCGUAAUUUUCUUUCCAGGGAGGCACAAUUUAGGGAUUAUUUUGGUGCUUAAAUCAGAAAUAAGAAUUAUUUCAAUUAUUUAUUGUACUUUAUUUUAUAUCUAAUUUAGGGGUGAUUUAAUGCAUAGCAUAAGUCAGAGGAAGCCGAUCACGUGCACGUUUCUAAAACAAAAAAAACACCAUUUCCCAGACAGCUUUGCGGUUAGAGCAACAAAGAUGGCGAUGCAGCUCGGUGUUUCAGGACGUGAUAAGAAUUGUAAAACGUACAACAGAUGAAUUAAAGGAGCGACAACAGGCACGGCACUGCAGACAAUUUACCACUGCGGGUCAACUACAUCACACUGAACUGUCCACGUUGGGGGUUAAUCGGAUAUAAUGCCUUCUCCCAAAGCUAAAAACCCCGUUCGCAGCGGAGGAAGCCCAGUGCUCGGCAGCUCCAACGGCCGCUAUGAGUUCAUGUCGCUGACUAAGCCGCUGAACCGGUCUUCUCCGCCGCAUCUCCUCCAGCGGCAGGGCUCCGACCCGACCACCGCCCGCCUCCGAGCCUCGGAGAGCCCCACUCGGCGCCGGGGCUCUAGCUCCUCCACGGGAAGCGGACAGGGGCUGCCAGAGGAGGACGGUAUACGGCUCAACCCUUCCUUCAUCCGCGUUGCGCUCAGCUCCCUUCUCGCCAUCGACCUGUGGAUGUCCAAGCGGCUGGGGGUGUGCGCCUGCGAGGACUCGUCCUGGGGGAGUGUGCGUCCGUUAAUGAAACUGAUAGAGAUAUCGGGACAUGGCAUCCCCUGGCUGGCUGGGACCGCCUACUGUCUAUACAAGAGUGACAGCGCUGCAGGACAAGAAGUCAUGCUCAACCUCCUCAUGGACAGGUCUCUUGGCACCACUGACUGAGCCUGGCUGAGGUGCAGUAUUUGUGUCACUGACGUCUUCC